ACUGCGGACAUAGUACAGGAGAUGACCAGAGACUGCGGACACAGUACAGGAGAAGACCAGAGACUGCGGACAUAGUACAGGAGAUGACCAGAGACUGCAGACAUAGUACAGGAGAUGACCAGAGACUGUGGACAUAGUACGGUAGAGGCACCGCCAUUCGUGGCUUCGGUUGUCAAUCACCGGGUCCCGGACAGUGAUUACUCGCUGGCACCCGGUGCUCACCGAGUAUUACUGACAGGGGAGAGAACUGUAUGUAAACAAUAC
Staurois parvus is the source of this 264-nucleotide messenger RNA. The record is from the annotation of a GenBank genome assembly. NCBI's taxonomy places the organism in Eukaryota, Metazoa, Chordata, Amphibia, Anura, Ranidae.